This is a messenger RNA of Paramecium primaurelia, 1236 nucleotides long. Lineage: Eukaryota; Ciliophora; Oligohymenophorea; Peniculida; Parameciidae. The record is from the annotation of a GenBank genome assembly.
AAUAAGUAAUUAAAUUAAAUAUAUUAAUCAAAUAGAUUUUUUAGUCAUUAAAUUGUAGUUGCUGCAUUAGGAGUAAUGUCAAUAAGAUUUGUAGAUUUUACAAGAUUUAUAGUUGGAGCAGGUAAUGGUACUUUAGCAAUGUAUUAAAUUACAGAAGAUAAUAAAGUAUAUUAUUAUAUUAAAUUAGAUAAAUUAAUUACACAAAACUGAUUUAGGGGGAGCAGUUAAUUCAAUUACAGUAAGAGUAGAUGGUUUAGAGAGUUUGAUAUCAACAGAUAGAGGUUUGAUUUUUAGAUUCAAUACAAACAGUUUUUAGAAAGGAUUGCAUAGUGAAAAUCAUACUGGAUCAAUAUUAGAUAUGAGUUAUCCUCCAGGAGUUUCUGAUAGAUUUGCUUCAGCAUCAGAAGAUGGAACUAUUAGACUUUGGGAUAUUAGUGAAUAUUUUGUAAUUGCUAAAUGUUAAGCUAAUGUGAAUGUUGUUCCAUUAAGUUUAGUUUAUAGAGAUGAAGUAUUAUUAAGUGGAUGGGCUGAUGGUAAGAUUAGAAUGUUUAGAUCUGAUAAUGGUUAAUAAAUUUGGUAGAUUGAUAAUGCUCAUAAAACAGGAGUGACUACACUUUGUAUAUCAAAUAAUUUGAAAUUCUUUUGUAGUGGUGGAGGAGAAGGAGAUGUUAGAGUUUGGGAAAUGAGAACUAGAGAAAUGGUAUCACAUUUAAAAGAACAUACUCAUAAAGUUACUAAAGUUAAAUUGAUUGCUAAUGAAACAUAAUUACUUACUUCAUCUCGUGAUAGAGCCUUAUUAUAAUGGGAUUUGAAAUCUGAAAAAAGAAUUAGUGCUCAUAUAUAAAGAAUGGGUGGUAUUAAUUCUUUUGAUACUGUUCCUAAUACAACAGUUGUUUUUAGUACUGGUUAAGAUAGAAAAAUAUCACUUUGGGAUCUUAAUUAAAGUGAAGUAUAAAGAUAAUUUGAAACAAGUGGAAAUCCAAAAAAAGGUUAGAUUUUAUUAUAAUUUUAGGUGAUGAAUGUUAUUCAAUUUGUCUUUCACCUAAUUUUAAAUAUGCUGUUACAGGAGGAUCUAAUUGUUCUGUUAAAUUAUGGGAUUUAUAAACUGGAUAAUAAAUAUCAGAAGGAUUUGGACAUUCUGGACCAGUCAAUACUGUAUAAUUUGCUCCAGAUGGAAAAUAAGUUAUUUCAGGUGCAUAAGAUGGUGUUGUUAUUGUUUGGAAUGUAUUUUUAUGA